Strongylus vulgaris is the source of this 747-nucleotide messenger RNA. NCBI's taxonomy places the organism in Eukaryota, Metazoa, Nematoda, Chromadorea, Rhabditida, Strongylidae. The record is from the annotation of a GenBank genome assembly.
GUGCAUGACGAUGUUUCAGGAUUGAUAGUGCGAAAAAUUGGAAUGCUACCACAGUGGACGGUCGAAGGGGAACGCAUCCUCUGCACUCUUCUAGAAGUUUGCGAGGUAUCAAUUUUUGAUGUGAUUUUCUCUAUUUCCAAAAAUAAACAUGAUGAAGGACAUUACAUUGAACAUUAUCUUCCUUUCAUUUACUUUCUUGUGGGAAAACUACACUUUGAUGAGUUUAUAUUCUCGUCGAAGUGCAAUUCUAUACGUUGUACUGUAUUUCAGAAUCAUGUCAUCAGCGUAGUAUCGCCAGAGGAAUGGUAUCGCAAGAGUAUUGUUGGAAAGAGGAAAGCUUUUAACAGGGAGGGACCACUGUGGAAGGUCACUGUGGGUGCUGUAAAUGGUGACUCUGAUAGGUUCACUCGAGCAUAUCGUAAUCAGUUCACGCGUGCUUGUGUACCUGUCAAAAAGCAUCUGGGGUCGUUUUUGGUUUCUGAAGAAGCACUCCCUAGUGUAGGAACAAGCUUGGAUGUUCGACAUUUUAAUGUGGGACAGUAUGUUACUGCCACAGGAAAAACGAUUGAUUGGGGAUUUCAAGGAGGAAUGCAUCGUUGGGGUAUGAGAGGACAACCUGCUAGAAACACUACCAAAUCACAUCGUCGUAUCGGAUCUAUAGGAUCAACUGGUGAUGCACGCGUAUGGCCGGGAAAACGAAUGCCUGGACAUAUGGGUUACGAAUGGGUCACUGUUAGUGGACUUGAG